This is a messenger RNA of Serinus canaria (Common canary), 465 nucleotides long. Its product is annotated as feather beta keratin-like. The record is from RefSeq and is a predicted model, not a curated record. Bases 1 to 444 code for a protein of 147 amino acids. Gene Ontology annotation, cellular component: intermediate filament. The transcript is spliced from 2 exons. Gene Ontology annotation, molecular function: structural constituent of cytoskeleton. NCBI's taxonomy places the organism in Eukaryota, Metazoa, Chordata, Aves, Passeriformes, Fringillidae.
AUGUCCCAGGGCCAUGGGAAAAAGAAGGUCCCGCCCCUCCACAACCAGCAUAAAAGCCAGCCCAGAGCCUCUCUCCCUCACACACUUCUGACACCUCCUCCUGCUGCUCCUGCCCAAAACCAGGCCACACCCAUGGCCUGCUACGACCGCUGCAGUCCCUGCGGACCCACCCCGCUGGCCAACAGCUGCAACGAGCCCUGUGCCCUGCAAUGCCAGGAUUCCCGCGUCAUCAUCAACCCUUCCCCUGUGCUGGUCACCCUGCCAGGACCCAUCAUGACCUCCUUCCCUCAGAACACCGCCGUCGGAUCCACCUCCUCCGCCGCUCUGGGCACUGAGCUCAAUGCCCAGGGACAGCCCAUCUCUGGUGGAUUUGGCUUUGGUGGCUUUGGCUACGGCCUGGGAGGCCUGGGCUGCUAUGGCAGAAGGGGCGGCUACAUCUGCUAAGGGCCCUCGGCACCACCCCUG